This is a messenger RNA of Closterium sp. NIES-65, 765 nucleotides long. Lineage: Eukaryota; Viridiplantae; Streptophyta; Zygnematophyceae; Desmidiales; Closteriaceae. The record is from the annotation of a GenBank genome assembly.
AUGUUUUGCACCGUUUUCACCAUGAUCCAUCUUUUGCUGCAGGCUCUCCCUUAUUUCUACGUGCCAUACGAUGACGACCUGCCUCAGGAUCUGGCUAAAGCACGAAUCUUCAUGCGCCAGCUGGCUUCAGCACUGGAGUAUGCACUCAAGGUUGCAAGCCCCUAUGCGCGCAAGAGGCAGCACGUGCAUGCGUGCUCUCUGGUGCGAGCUCUGCCCUUCUACGGUUACCACCCCAACGAAUGCCUCUUCAUCAAGCUGGAGAUGUUCUAUCCGGAUGAAGUGACCCGUGCUGCAUUCAUCCUCCAGUCAGGAGCAGUGAUGGGGCGAGUGUUCCAGCCAUACGAGUCUCACAUCCCGUACCUCCUGCAAGUCAAGAUAGACUACAAUCUCGUGGGCAUGGGUCUCGUCCGCCUCUCUCAAGUCCUUUUCAGACCACCCCUUCCCACGCACCCUCCUCCUCACACCUCUCCUCCACCUCCACCUGCUGCUGGGGACGAGAAGAGAAUCGGAGGGGUGUAUUUCGCAGGAAACGUCCCUCCAGGGUGCUUCUGGGGGGCCAGAAGGCAGGAGGGCGGACGCACAUUCGAGGCAAGGGGAAGCAUGGGGAGGAAGAGGGGGAGAUGGUGUGAGGAGAGUCUACCUGAAAGGCGUGAAGGGCGUUCAGGGAUGGACGGUGUGCGUCGGCAGAGUGUGUGCGAGCUGGAGGCGGAUGGGUGCGUGUCAGGUGGGUGGGAGAGGCGAGAGCAGCGUGGGGAGAUGCCUUAG